CACAGCACGAAUACAGUCACACGGCUCGAGCUGGGGUAGCCUAUCUUUACUUGAACUCUCCAACAACUGUCUGGAUCCAGCUGCUCAGUUUCGGUUUCGUGAUAAUGGCGCCAUGUUGAAUUUGAAAAGACAAGGAUGUCUUGCUAUAUUUAACAGGCGUUAUCAAGAUGAAAUGUUUUACGUCUACGUCCCCGAUCCCUCAAAAGAUAUAGAAUUUUCUGCGUGUGCUAACAAACGGGUUAUAAAACAAACCUCUUCGGGAGGUUUACACGGAUUUUUUGAUUCUGCAGCCAGGUGUGCAGACCCUGAUAGAUACAUAAAAACGACCGUAAGCUGUCUAGACGGGGAGAAUAAACGUUUUAAUUUUGGUUCAGUGACAUGUUAUGGAAAUACGACAGAGAAUGUCGCCUGUCCUAAAGAUCAGUUCAUGGUGGUUAAGACUGCAUCUUACCGUGGAUUGUCUGACUCAAAGACAUGUGGUUUGAGUGAUGAUUAUAGUUGUACAGUUGAUGUAACAUGUCUUGUUAAGAAACAAUGUGAUGGUCAACAUGAGUGUAAAAUAACUGUAAAUGAAACCUUGUUCUCUGAUGAUCUGUGUCCUAGAUUGAAAAAAUAUCUUUACUUUGAAUAUCAAUGUAUUGAUACAUCAAAACAAUAUUCAUUAUGUGUGGAUAACGUGCAUCUGUCAGACUCAUCUCUACCAAACGAGGGUUUUAUACAAAUAGAUGUGAAUUAUAAUGGAACCAAGACUGUUUGUUGGCAGAGUUUAAAGAACAACGCCAAGGAUGUUAUUUGUCGUCAACUGGGUCAUAUUUGCAACAAUCCUUUGUUAGAAGACAAAGAAAGAUUUCCAGAUUCGUCAUUCACUGCAUCUGUUUCUUCAGAAGGUCAAAGAGCUUCUGAUGCAAGGAUAUCUAGUGGUAGUUCUUGGUGUGCUUCUGUCUCAGAUGGUAAACAUUAUCUUCAAGUGGACCUGGGAAGACUUUACGUGUUAUAUGCUAUAGCGACAUUUAGCGAUACCACUGGCUCUAAAUGGUUGACAUCAUUUAAUCUUAAUUACACUGUUGACCUGGUAAACUGGAGACGAGUACAAAACGGGACGAUAUUUCAAGGCAACAAGAAUGCUUACAAUGACGCAGUCAUAAGAAAUUUAAAUUACAUAACAACAAGAGUUUUACGAUUUAUUCCAUUAUCAUAUGAAGUUCAACCUUGUAUGAGAAUUGAAAUUUGUGGUGACACCUUAUAUCCAGACCAACCAAGAAACAUCACCGUCUUUAACAUCAAGUCACAAAGUGUUGAAAUAUCGUGGAUUGAUCCUGAGAAUCAAGGAUUUACCAGCGUAUCAAGAUUUUGGAUUAAAAUAAAGAAACAUGACUCACUUAAUCAGAAUAUCAUCACGGGAAAAAUAAAUGAAUAUAUAAUAGAUAAGCUCACUCCAUACACAAGUUAUGAAAUAUCUGUAGCUGCUGGAAACAAGGAUGGUUUUAGUUCAGCGAAAACAAUUAUGUUUUCAACACGAGAAGAUGCUUUAUAUCCAGACCAACCAAGAAACCUCACCGUCUCAAACAUCAAGUCACGAAAUGUUGAAAUAUCAUGGAUUGAUCCUGAGAAUCAAGGAUUUACCAGCGUAUCACGAUUUUUUAUAAUAAUGAAGAAAGCGGACAACUCGCUUAUUCUGAAUAUCAUCACGGGAAAAAUAAAUGAAUAUAUAAUAGAUAAGCUCACUCCAUACACAAGUUAUGAAAUAUCUGUAGCUGCUGGAAACAACGAUGGUUUUAGUUCAGCGAAAACUAUUAUGUUUUCAACACGAGAGGACGCUCCAGAAGGUCCUCCACUGAACGUCAAAGUCACCGCAGAAAAUUCAUCCUCGUUAUCAGUCACGUGGGAUCCUCCUGAAGAAGAGAAAAGAAAUGGCGUGAUCGUCAAUUAUACUGUGUGUAUCUCACAUGAAGAAACUAAACCUUGCUUUAAAGAACAUACUACAGAGAAGAUGAUGUUAGUCAUCGACAGUUUGAAUGCAUCAACCAAAUAUUUUGUUCGUGUUCUUGCAAGUACUAAAGUUGGUCGAGGAAACUACAGUAAAAGUCAAGGAAUAUUUACAAAUGGAGAAGGAACAAAGAUGGCAACAAAGAGAACAGAAACUACAUUAACUUUCUCGUUACAAAUUCCUUCAGAAAAUUUUACAUAUUUUUACGUCGUGGCUUUGAAACUGAGAAAGAGCAGUGACAAACUUCCAUCACCCAGCAAUUACGAUAAAAAUGAUCUAGUAACAUACGAAAAAGCUAAAACGUCAGCUAAACCAAAACCUUAUAUUGCCGCCGUCAUAACAAGCAGGAAUAAAAACAUGUUUAUACUUGGUGAUGGUGGAAAUACAAGUUUUCAAACAACACGAAGACGAAGAUCAACAACAAUUGAUUAUUAUAAUGGACCACUGGAGUCUGGAGCAAGUUACAGUAUUUUUCAAAGGAUCUUUCUUGAUGACAAGGGUGAAUUUUACUCCACUGAUUGGAGUCCUCCAUCGACAACCCUUAGCAUAAACUCAGAUGGUGUCCCUCGUGUGUUAACCAACAUGUCCAGUGGUGACGUAAUGGCAAAGGAAGGUGAUCUUGUCAACUUGUUGUGUUCUGCUCAAGGUGAACCACCGAUCACUUUCAGUUGGGAAAAAGAUGGAAAGCCUCUGGAGAGUUUUAUAGAAAAGAAUACCCCUUAUCGCAGUUCUGUUCUGGUUGUAACAAUAAAAGACGAAAAAAGUUUUGGAAAAUACAUUUGCAAUAUUCAAGAUCGAUUUACAAAAACUGCUCAUACAAUUUCAGUUGUAAAACUUACAGGAGCUCAAGGAGAGGGCGAAGAUCGCGGAAAUCUUCUUGUGGGAAUUAUAGUAUUAAUAAUUAUUCUGGUCAUUUUACUCAUUAUUAUUGCUUAUUUAUUGUUUCACCGAGUUCAUCGUCUCAAAUCGUCAAGCACUACGGGAAAUUUGGAGAGGAAGACCAAAGACAGUUCAAAAGAUAUUUAUGAAAAUCCGAACAAAAAUGACGUUGACAAUUAUGAACAAGUGGAGAAUGAACAGUCGACGUAUACAGCUCUUAAAAGACCUGGAAAGGACGAAGAUGAUCAUGUUUAUAGUCAUCUGAAUAAAAGACCGCAAGAAUACGAAAACCAGAAGGAAACUGGGUUAUAAAGAGGCUUUUGCACGGAACAUUUACAAUAAACUUAAAGGACAUUGGCAACGAAAAUUUUUAUUUGCCAAAUCUGUUGAAAUCAUCUAGGAAAUACUUAAUUUAAUGUUUUUGUGUGUCUAUCGAAUUUGGUUCUUGAGAAAAUUUCCAAAAAUGUUCAUCGGUGGUCCGCCAUUUUGAAAAUCGAGCUUUAUGCUAAUUUAUGCUAGAAUACAUUUGUGACGUCAUUUGAUGGGUUCGGGAAAUAUGAUUAUAUAAACUAUUGUUGUAUUCUCAUAUGGCAACUUGAAAAACUUGGUAAAAUAGAGUAUAGAGGGGGGACAGAAUCAAAUACCUAUGCAAAAUUAACGCAUCAACAUUGCGGGGACAUGUUUUUCAAAAUAUUUGGAAGAGAACAUUGAAUAUGAACUAUGUACACACAUAUUUACACAUGCAGUGCACGUCGAUACACAACAGGACG
Dendronephthya gigantea is the source of this 3636-nucleotide messenger RNA. RefSeq lists its product as uncharacterized. The coding region runs from base 113 to 3178 and encodes 1021 amino acids. The transcript is spliced from 13 exons. NCBI's taxonomy places the organism in Eukaryota, Metazoa, Cnidaria, Anthozoa, Malacalcyonacea, Nephtheidae. Gene Ontology annotation, cellular component: membrane. Gene Ontology annotation, molecular function: protein binding; carbohydrate binding. The record is from RefSeq and is a predicted model, not a curated record.